Messenger RNA from Sebastes umbrosus (honeycomb rockfish), 4038 nucleotides. RefSeq names its product guanine nucleotide binding protein (G protein) alpha 12a (gene gna12a). NCBI's taxonomy places the organism in Eukaryota, Metazoa, Chordata, Actinopteri, Perciformes, Sebastidae. The transcript has 6 exons. Gene Ontology annotation, biological process: Rho protein signal transduction; adenylate cyclase-modulating G protein-coupled receptor signaling pathway. Gene Ontology annotation, molecular function: D5 dopamine receptor binding; guanyl nucleotide binding; G-protein beta/gamma-subunit complex binding. The record is from RefSeq and is a predicted model, not a curated record. The coding region runs from base 412 to 1584 and encodes 390 amino acids. Gene Ontology annotation, cellular component: heterotrimeric G-protein complex; brush border membrane.
ACCGUCCCACCGAUGCCCAAGUUCACAACCCUGCAGGCUGUGAUAGAGAGAGAGGCUGUCUCUGUGUGUGUGUGUGUGUCUGCUAUUGUUUUUGGAUGAAUAGACAGACUUCUGAUCAACUUGUAUUCUUUUCUCAGACCAGGACAAACUCAAACAUUUCAACUUGUUUUUGUUUGUUAAUGUUUAGUGGUCUUUGUUUCCUCUCCAUCCGGACUGAUGUGAGUUGAUGUCGCGGUGUAACCAAGAUGGACUCGUGUUGUCUGGCUGGAGACUAGAGAGAUAACAAUCAGUAGACUUUAUUGAGUUAUUAUAUUAUUCAUCAGGUGGAUGUAGCCGGACUGGGUCGUUUCACAUCCUAUAAUAAUAAUAAUGAACAUUUUGCCUCUGAAGUUUCGGUGAACUUGUUUGUCCAUGUCGGGAGUGGUCCGCACGCUGAGCCGCUGCCUGCUGCCGGCCGAGGCGAGCCGGGAGGCGGGCAGCAGCAAGGAGGGCAGCCGGGAGAGGGACCGGGAGCGCGACGCCGUGCUGAAGGAGCGCGAGGCGAGGCGCCGGAGCCGGGAGAUAGACGCCAUGCUCGCCCGGGAGAGGAGAGCCGUCCGCCGGCUGGUGAAGAUCCUGCUGCUCGGAGCCGGAGAGAGCGGAAAGUCCACUUUCCUCAAACAGAUGCGCAUCAUUAAUGGACAGGAGUUUGAUAAGAAAGCACUGCUGGACUUCCGGGACACUAUCUAUGAGAAUAUACUGAAGGGCAUGCGUGUGCUGGUGGACGCCCGGGACAAGCUGGGCAUCAGCUGGCAGAGCUGCGAGAACGAGAAGCAGGGCAUGCUGGUGAUGUCGUGGGAGGGACGCGUGGGCGGCUCGGGGGUCGAGCCGAGUGAGUUUCAGCUGUACGUGAUGGCGCUGAGCGCGCUUUGGGCGGACGCUGGCAUACAGCAAGCCUAUGCACGACGCUCUGAGUUCCAACUGAGUGAGUCAGUCAAGUACUUCCUGGAUAACUUGGAUCGUAUUGGUCAAAUGAACUUCAUCCCAAGCAAGCAGGACAUUUUGUUCGCGAGGAAGGCGACCAAAGGCAUCGUCGAGCACGACUUUGUCAUCAAGAAGAUUCCUUUCAAGAUGGUGGACGUCGGAGGGCAGAGGUCCCAGAGGCAGAAGUGGUUUCAGUGUUUCGACGGGAUCACAUCGAUACUCUUCAUGGUUUCCUCGUCAGAGUACGAUCAGGUCUUGAUGGAGGAUCGAAGGACGAACCGUUUGGUGGAGAGCAUGAAUAUCUUUGAGACGAUCGUCAACAACAAGCUCUUCCUCAACGUGUCCAUCAUCCUCUUCCUCAACAAAACAGACCUGCUGGUGGAGAAGAUUCGCACAGUGGACAUCCGCAAGAACUUCCCCGAGUUCAGAGGAGACCCGCGCCGGCUAGAGGACGUACAGGCGUUCCUGGUGCAGUCGUUCAGCCGCAAGAGGAGAAACCGGGGAAAGCCGCUCUUCCACCACUUCACCACUGCGAUAGACACAGAAAACAUCCGCUUUGUUUUUCACGCCGUCAAGGACACCAUCCUGCAGGAAAACCUCAAAGAUAUCAUGCUGCAGUGACCUUCGCGCUGCAGACGACUGUAAACUGUGAAACCAGCCAGGAAUCCAGGCCUGGAGGACACUGCAGCCCACCCGUGCAUAUUAACACUGACCUGUGGAGCAGUCAAUGGAUUUAACUUGACUCUGAACCUGUGGAUCCCUGAAGUGACUCUGGACCUGUUGGCCUACCGUCGGCCCCUGUGGAAACUGUGAGGGUCGCAGAGGACAAGACCCUGCAUUUAACCUGUAUAAAUGUGUGUAAGCUGGAAAGACAGUCACCUUCUUGUAGCUCUCGCCUUCAUACACAGGUUAGAAAAUGUUUUUAAAUAAGAAGAAAAAAAAUAGAGAAAAGCACCAACUACAUGACAUGAGCACUGAAAGUGUUUUUUUUCCUCAGAUGUAUAUAUAUAUAUAUAUGACUAUUGACAGCCCUGUCACUAAACAUAAAAGUCAGACUGCUGCCGGUUGAAGCUGGAUCAAGCUGUGUGAGCAAGAAGCAGGAGGGAGGAAAGACAGAAAGAUGAAGGGAAGUUUAGAGCGAGCUGAAGAAGAAGAAGAAGAAUGCCUUGUCCUAACGUCCACGUGACGGAGGGAGAGGGGUGAGGGUUUUGGGCUCAUACUAGUCAUAUGCUGUGUUAUGUGAUAAGGUUGCACAAGUGUUCCUGUCAAUGAACUUUAACAGAGGAAAGAGAUGAGCCUCUCUCGUGCUCCCUCCUGUGCGUCUUCUCUCUAUCUUUACCUCUCCUCCCCUGCUUGUGUUUAACUGUUUAUGAACAGCUGCAGAUAACAAGUCUUAUCCCUCGUAUCCUAUAACUCUCCUCUUGGCACAAAACACCGAUUGUUCGUUUCCUCCCUCUCCGGCAGAAACAGUACACGCUCAAAUUAGAGACUCUCCUUAGCUUGAAGAAACACAGAAACACACAGCUCCCGGUCCUGCAUGAAUUAUGGUUCAUCUCUAUCCCACAAUGCCUUUCUUCUAUUUCCCACCAACAUCCCAUUAGAAGCACCACAACAGCCUAGACUUAACUUGAGGCGUAUGAUAAGUAUCCCCUUUACAAGAAGGCUUCGGUAUGCGGUUACACUACUCACUCUUUUGUCCUGUAAACGUGAAGGGAACAGCAUGGUUGAACUGUAAAUGACCUUAUUCCCAUGUUGUCAGCGGCCAUUUAGGAUCUCUGUAGCAGUCGGGGUGGGAAGUCUACCCAGCAGUUGGCACCAAACGAGUGAAACAAACCAGAUGGAACAAAAACACUUAUGCAGAUGAUACACAAUAGGUUUCUUUCCUCCACCGAGUCUGGUAUUUUUUAUAUAAGGACACCUCUGAGUUACAACAUCAUCCAUUUUUAUAAAGUGUGUUUGGUUAGGUAGUGCUGCGACAGAAAACUCAUCAGCAACUAUUUUGAUAGUCAAUUAUUGGUCAUUAAUCAAUGAAACAUGCUGGUUCCAGCUUCUCAAAUGUGACAGUUUGCUGGUUUUUCCUGUGUUAUAUUAUUGUGAAUUGAAUGUGUUUGAAUUAUCGGGCUGUUUGUUGGGCGAAGCAAGUCGUUUAAAGAUGUCACCUUUGGCUCUAGGAAAAUGUGUUCACUAUUUUCUGACAUUUUAAUGCUGCACUAGUGAAUACUUUUAUAUUAACGAUGGAAAAAAUGUGAAAGGGGUCGUUGGUAGCGAUGAACCCGAGAGCGAAUUAUCACACGACUCUGUUCCCCUCAGCUCUAAAGAAAGUUUUAUCGUCUUUCAGCUCAUUGUUUUGGCAACUUGGUUCACUCAAAUAGGCAGCUGCUUUCAGCAAAAAUGCUCUGAUAAACCCACUUUAAACUACCUGCUACCAAACAGCAGACAGACACAGUUAGCAGUUAGCUGGUGAACAUAGUGGAGCAUCUAGCAGCUAACAAGCCAGAUAUUUCUCUCAGGAGUUGGUGGAGACCAAAACAGAUUUAAAAGGGGAGUGAAUAUUGGGUUUACAUUCAUGAGGUGACCAGAAACUCCAUAUCAAUGUUCCUCCGUUGUAUGAUGGAUUAAUAAGUAACUGUUUUCUAAUAUCAACAUUUUAUGGUGGUAAUACACUCAGUGGCCAAUUUAUUAGGUACAGCUGUUCGUUAAAGGAAGGGUCCAUCUGUGUUCUGUUCUGUUUUUUCCAAAUGUGAACGCCCACUCAGCCGUUGCAAAAAGCAGUGACGUAGGUAACCAAAGUAAGCUCAUUGAAGCUAAUCAAUAAGGUUAUGAAUAAUGUGAGCGCUAGCACUAGCUGAGUCAAAGUUAGCUGUGCUAAGUUUUGAAAUACUUGAAAGGGUUAGUUCGGAUUUUUUGAAGCAGAGUUGUUUGUAUACUCCUGCGUUCUGCGAGGUAAAAUUAUUGCUUUUGUGAAUGUAGUCUGGUGGCUUUUAAGAGAGUGAUAUAACGGCCUCAGUUCCCCGUUGGAACAAGCCGUCUGACGGAGAGGUAAAGCAGCUGUGGAUGGGAGCAGCAGAAAAGCGU